CCUACCGAGCUACUAGAUAAUCACCCCCGCUUUUAUCGUUUAACAAGCGGUGAUUUCGGCUGCGGUAGUGAAAUUCUCCAUCCAUUCAUUCAUUUGCUGGCUGACGUGCAGCCACCCACCCACACCCGCCUCAUCAGCACCUCUCAAGCUAGGUCAGCAGUUCGUGCGGCGACUGGCGGCCACGAUGACGUCCAAGCCGGGAGUGGUGUUCGUGCUGGGUGCGCCGGGCUCCGGCAAGGGCACCCAGUGCGAAAAGAUCGUCGACAAGUUCGGCUUCGUGCACUUGUCGGCCGGCGACCUGCUGCGCGAGGAGCGCAACACGCCCGGCUCGCAGUACGGCGCCCUGAUCGAGGGCCACAUCACCGCCGGCACCAUCGUGCCCGUCGAGAUCACCUGCAGCCUGCUCGAGAAGGCCAUGCUCAAGUCCGGCGCAGACAAGUUCCUCAUCGACGGCUUCCCCCGCAACCAGAACAACCUUGACGGCUGGAACAGCGCGAUGGGCGACAAAGUGAAGCUGCUGUUCGUGCUGUUCUUCGAGUGUCCGCAGGAGGUGUGCACGUCCCGGUGUCUGCAGCGCGGCGCCGCCGGCAGCGGCCGCUCGGACGACAACCCCGAGAGCUUGGCCAAGCGUUUCGUGACCUACAUCAACGCCACGAUGCCCAUCGUGGAGCACUACCGCGCCCUCGACCUCGUGCGCACCGUCACCGCUGACAGACCGCCCGACGAGGUCUUCGUCGACGUCUGCAAAGCAUUUUCCGAGUAGAAAAGAAAUAUCUUGACCCCUUUGGCACCGUUUUUUCGAUGAUUAAUUUAAUUUUUGUGCUUUUUUGAUGAAUUGUUUGUAAAUCCGUGCCAUUUUUUGGUGUUUUACCAAAAAAAUAAGUCCCCUUUCUUCUAUUCCACGUUAACUCUAUUUCAAAGGUUUGGCUGUGAGCGUUGCUUUGCGUUUUUUGCUCGUGUCGACGAAUGGAUGUUUUUAAUUUUUUGUAGUUGCAAUGAAAUCACGCAUUUACUCUUCCCAAACUAUUACCCGUUUGUUUCGGUUUUAAUUUAUUGCUUUCCGAUCCCGCACUGCCAACGUAAUAAAUAAUAAAAUAUAAAAAGUCGUUGUUGAUGUUGCCCAAUGGCAUUUUAACUCGAACACAUUUCCAACAUCGCUCGCAGACGUUUCCGUUAAAAAGACGCCGAGCGUGAUUUAUGUGCUAAUAAAAAUAUGUAAAUAGAAAA
Cloeon dipterum is the source of this 1227-nucleotide messenger RNA. It is a transcript of the gene Dak1, whose product is annotated as cytidine/uridine monophosphate kinase Dak1. Gene Ontology annotation, cellular component: nucleus; cytoplasm. The coding region runs from base 185 to 763 and encodes 192 amino acids. NCBI's taxonomy places the organism in Eukaryota, Metazoa, Arthropoda, Insecta, Ephemeroptera, Baetidae. Gene Ontology annotation, biological process: CDP biosynthetic process; 'de novo' pyrimidine nucleobase biosynthetic process; UDP biosynthetic process. Gene Ontology annotation, molecular function: UMP kinase activity; ATP binding. The transcript has 3 exons. The record is from RefSeq and is a predicted model, not a curated record.